ACGUUUAAAUACUCACACAUAACCAAAUAAGGGAUUUCCUCAAAAACUGUUACAAAUUUCAUCAAACCGAUAUGUGGUACAUUUAACUCUAAAGUAAACAAAUUAUAGAAAAAAUUAGAUGUUAACAAGUGAAAUAAUCAGAAAUAGCUAGGGCAUAGUGAAACAGUAAAAGAUGUCUUUUCGUGUUGUAAGAAGUUCCAAAUUUCGCCACGUCUAUGGGCAAGCUUUAAAGAGGGAACAAUGUUAUGACAACAUAAGAGUUAGCAAAAGUUCUUGGGAUUCUACGUUUUGUGCUGUGAACCCAAAGUUUCUGGCUAUCAUAGUUGAUAGUGCCGGUGGAGGAGCUUUCAUAGUAUUACCUUUGAACAAAUCCAAAACUUCUCAGGUUGGUAGAAUCGCUGCAGAUCAUCCUCUAGUCGGAGGCCAUAAAGGUCCAGUCCUAGACAUAGCUUGGUGUCCUCACAAUGAUAAUGUAAUAGCAAGCGGCUCUGAAGAUUGCGUUGUGAAAGUUUGGCAUAUACCGGAUCAUGGUCUUGUUAAAACACUGACUGAACCUAUAGUUGAUCUCAUUUACCACCAGCGCAGGGUGGGUUUGGUUUUAUGGCAUCCAACGGCUUUGAACGUACUGUUGACAGCUGGAAGUGACAACCAAGUUGUCAUUUGGAAUGUUGGUACUGGAGAAGCUCUUGUGGAAAUAGAUUGUCAUCCUGAUAUAGUGUACAGUGCGUGCUUCAACUGGGAUGGAUCGAAGCUUCUUACCACUUGCAAAGAUAAGCAGAUUCGAAUCAUCAACCCACGAACUGGUGAGAUAGAAUCUGAGGCAGUAUGUCAUGAAGGUUCCAAAGCAACUAGAGCCAUUUUCCUCAGGCACGGUCUUGUAUUCACUACAGGUUUCUCAAAGAUGUCUGAAAGACAAUACAGUUUACGAACACCAGACUGUCUGGAUAAACCAAUUGUGAUGGUUGAACUUGAUACCUCGAAUGGAGUUAUGUUCCCUCUUUAUGAUCCUGAUACAAAUUUAGUAUACUUGUGUGGCAAAGGCGACUCUGUCAUAAGAUACUUUGAGAUUACUGCGGAACCUCCUUUUGUCCAUUAUAUCAACACUUUCCAAACUCCCGAUCCUCAGAGAGGAAUUGGUAUGAUGCCAAAGAGGGGAUGUGAUGUGACCUCAUGCGAAAUAUCCAGGUUUUACCGUCUCAACAACUCAGGCUUAUGUCAAGCGAUAACAAUGACAGUUCCAAGAAAAUCUGAACUCUUCCAAGAAGAUCUUUACCCAGAUACAAUCGGUGAUACUUCAGCCUUGAGCGCUGAAGAAUGGAUUGAAGGAAAAGAUGAAGAUCCAGUGCUAAUUUCUCUAAAAGAUGGUUAUAAACCACCAGAAUCUAAGGCAUCGAUUUCUGUGUCGAAGAGGUCCAACAUUCUAAAUAAGAUGCCUCCAAAGAGUGGUGGGGGUAAAAGUUCAUCGCAAGCUGAAUCCAUACCUUCUCAAACCCUCCAGGAGUUUGCAGAUGAGAUUCGUAAACUUAAAGCUAUGAUAGUUAAGCAUGAAAACAGAAUUCGAGCCCUAGAAGCUGAAGCGGCUUUGAACAAGGUGACAAAGGAAGAUGAUGAAGGAAGUGGAGGAGAUGGGCUCAACGCUACUCCAGCCCUGGCGUCUGAUGAAGUCUGAUAUGUAGAUUUCUUUCAGGAAAAUCCCAACCUUUCUCAAACAGAAAGAUUCCAUGUUUGAAUAGGACUUGCAGAGAUUAAAUGAAGCAAAUGGAUCAACAAAUAAGGUAAAUUUGAAGGAGUUUAUUUAAAAUUUUGAUUGGAUAACAUUCAUGAUGAUUUUUUUUAUAGAUAUCAGUUUAUAGUUGUUUUAAUUGUCCUUUAUGUGUUGAUCCAAAAAGGUUUCUCUGUUGGUGUUUUUAUCCCUCCCAUUUGUUAUUUAUUCAACAAAAAGUACCUCGUCUUCUAUUUUCUGCAAAAGGAAUCGAGAAAGUCCCUUUUAAGAUGUAUUCUAUAUCGUUUUAUCGCAAUUUUUUUUCUUGCUUUCAUGCUCAAAAAUUAUAUUUUAGCGUCAUUUCUAUUUAUUUAUCCAUAUUAUCAUUUUUUAGAUUACUUUCAAUGGGAAUAUCUAUUUUCAUAGUAUUUUUGUGUGAUUUUGUACUUACCUCAAGUGCUCUUAGAAACUACAUGGUGUCUAAAAAUUUAAGUUUUCAUCUAAUUUCAAGUAUUUAUCAUAUCUUCUUGGCUUUCUUUUGAAAAUAUUCAAUUACUCUAACUGAAAUAUGCUCUAUUUGUGGAUUAGAUCAAUAUUAGAUGCAAUUUUUCAUAUGUAUCAUUUCAAAUUUAAGUGAAAAUCUGUGCUUGAUAUUUCAUUGGCUGACUAGAAAAAUAGAAAUUAAUUUCUGUUGUCUUAUGAAGAUCAAACAUUAGCAUUGCAUUCUUGAAAUUACACAAUAGAGUUGUUAUUGAUUGGAAUGGUAUAUCAUGUUGUUUACUGUUGGUUUGAUAAAUUAACCAACCAAGAAGAAUGAUAAAGGAUAAUCUUUCGAAACAGGUUUCUAAUUUCAUAAUAAUUUCUUAUUUUACUAGUUACAGUAGUUUUCCUUGAUUUCUCCUGUUGAAUAACAACAUAUCAAAUCAGGAAAUUCCUAUAGGUAACUUGAAUUUGAUAACAUUCUACCAAAGAUUUUCUAUUUUUACACCUAAUUAUUAUCAAGACAAUAAUUAAAAGAAAAAACAAACGAAUUUAAGCACCUAAAUUGUUGAAUUUGAAAUAUUUGCAUCAAUUGAUGAAUAGGAAAUUUUUAUACAUCGAAGAAGAGGCCAAAUCAUUUACCCGCAAUAUAAGAAAUAUUUAGCCAAAAUAUAUUUGAUAUUAUUUAAUGAUCGUUAAAAUUGAUAUUCGAAUCGUCAAUACUAAUUGUCAAUUCAUGCACAAACUAUGGUGCCUAAACAAAAUUGAAUUUUUUUUGUAUAAAUAAUACGAAUAAAAUAGAGCUUUGUGUGAUAUAAUAUUGAAAGUAUAUGUUUGGUUAUUUUCUAUAUAUUGUAACAGCUCAAUGUUCAUAAAAAUAGAAUUAUAGUGUUUUAUUAUUUUAUUUUUAAAAUGUUCAUCUAACACUAUUCAAUAGUUUUUUUAUUUUAUACAAAAAUUGUUAAUAAUAUAUCAAGCUUAGCUUAUUAAUUCUCAAAAUGAUUGUAUCAAGUUUUUCUAUUUUAAAUAUAAACUAUUUGUGCAUUGUUAUAGCUGCAUAUUGGUCACAAUAAAUUUUGAUUGUUGAGAAAUUAUGGAAAUAUUUAGGGUAUAUAAUAUAAGCUGUGACAUUUUGUGACUUAUUUUUUCUGCUCAAAAAAUCGAAGUUUUGUGUGCUGGCUUCUAACAAAAAUAAUGUAUAUAAUUGUAUAAAUUGUAGCUUUUUUUUAACUAAUAAAUACUUUUGAAGUUU
Molecule: messenger RNA, 3434 nt
Organism: Harmonia axyridis
Lineage: Eukaryota; Metazoa; Arthropoda; Insecta; Coleoptera; Coccinellidae
Product: coronin-6
Exons: 8
Coding region: 173-1669 (498 amino acids)
Biological process (GO): actin filament organization
Molecular function (GO): actin filament binding
Source: RefSeq, a predicted model, not a curated record